AUGCUCGAGAGGGAGCUGUGGCCAGCGGGGCCUGGCUCGGAACCCGUGACCCGCAUCGGCAGCUGUGACAGCAUGAUGAGCGCCACCUCCACCCGCUCUGGAUCUAGUGACAGCAGCUACGACUUCCUGUCUGCUGAAGAGAAGGAGUGUCUGCUCUUCCUGGAGGAGACCAUUGGCUCAUUGGACACUGAGGCUGACAGUGGACUGUCCACUGAUGAGUCUGAACCAGCCACAACCCCUCGAGGUUCCCUAGUGCUGCCCCUAACCGAGCCUGCUCUCCAGGGAAGUCCAGAGGAGACAACUGUUCAGCAAGGGCCAGAACCAAGGAGAGUGACUCAGUCUCGCUCAUCCCAUCCUCCUGAGCCCCAAGGCCUGGGCCUCAGGUCUGGCUCCUACAGCCUCCCCCGAAAUAUCCACAUUGGAAGAAACCAGAACCUCAGGAAAAGCACCACCCAGACUAACAGCCACAUCCCUGGAGACUCUGUGGGGCUUGGACCAGAGCCUGUGAGAGAGCAGGUCAGCCAGAGCAGUGAGCCCAGCCAGGCACCAGCCAGCCACCAGGAGGCUGCCCUUGAUUUGGACGUGGAGCUCAUCCCCCCACCAGAGGCUUUCCAGGACACUCAGCCAGCGCAGUGUGGGGAAGACAGCCUGCCUGUGGGGCCAGGACAGCAGACCCACCCACCCCAGCUCCACACGCCUUUUAGUGCCCAGAAGAGAGAGGAAACUUCUUCAGAGGCCAUGUCCCAAAAAGCCAAUGAGAAAGGCUCAAGAGAGGGCCCAAGACAAUCACAGUCUCCUCCUGCUGUGUCCUGUCAGAAUGCUAGACCUGAAGACACUCCCCUCCCAUCAAGGGGAGAUCCAGAUGCCCGACUGGCACCCCUCACAGCCCCCAAGCUCCGGAAGCUGCCACCUAAUAUUGUUCUGAAGAGCAGCCGAAGCAGUUUCCAUGGCGAUCCCCAGAACUGGCUGUCUCGCCAUGCUGAGGCUGCCCCUGGAGAUUCCGGCCUGGUCUCUUCACUGCAGGAGCAAAGGAAAGCACGCAGAGAAGCACUGGAGAAGCUGGGACUACCCCAGGACCAAGAGGAGCCCAGCGUCCUCUUAAAUAAGCCCACCAGCUCCAUCAGGCUCAAGGAAACUCGAGCUCAGGCCCCUUCCCUGGCUCUGGCUCAGCCUGCAGUUCCAGUUCAGGUCUCAGUGGCUGUUCCUGCUACAGGGAAAGCUCCAGCUCCAGCUCCAGCUCGGGGGCCUUCAUCAGUGAAGGCUCCAGCUCCAGCUCCGGCUGUAGUUCAGGGAGCUUCACCAGUGAAGGCUCCAGCUCCAGCUCCAGCUCCUGCUCCUGCUCCAACUCAGGGACCUUUGCCAAUGAAAUCUCCAGCUCUGGCUGUAGCUCAGGAGUCUCCUCCAGGCAAGGUUUUGAUUCCUGCCCAGGAAUCCUCUCCAGGGAAGUUCGUCCCUGCCAAAUCCAUGCCAAUUCCUAUCCCUAAGACCCCAAGGGUAAAUAGUCCAUUGACUCCGCCUAAGCCAGAUUCUGGGCUGGCUCUCCAGGAGAGCAAUGUCCCUGGCCUGAGACAAAUGAACUUCAAGUCCAACACUCUGGAGCGUUCAGGCGUGGGGCUGAGCAGCUACCUCUCAGCUGAGAAAGACCCCAGCCCCCAAAUCAGCACUUCUCUGGGAAAAGGCUCCCUCUUGGACAAAAUUUCACCCAGCGUCUUGCGUAACUCCCGGCCCCGACCUGCCUCUUUGGGCACAGGGAAGGACUUUGCAGGUAUCCAGGUGGGCAAGUUGGCUGACCUGGAGCAGAGGCAGAGUUCUAAGCGCCUGUCCUUCCAAGGACAGAGCCGUGACAAACUUCCUCGACCCCCCUGUGUCAGUGUCAAGAUCUCCCCAAAGGGAGUCCCUGAUGAACACAGAAGGGAGGCUCUGAAGAAGCUGGGACUGUUAAAGGAGUAGCCCGAGCCACCGCCCUGCCAGAUCUCACGUGCCCUGCCACACAGGAGGAGAGCCAGGGCUCCACUGAGGAGCCUUUGCCACCUCAUGGCUCAGGGCUUGGGCAGGGGUAGGCUUCUCUCAGAUGCUCUCUGCUCUCUGAAGUGAGGGGAGGGAGAGAUUUGAGUCCAGGCUUAUGCUUAUAUCCAGAGUGGUUGUGCCAUUGAGUGCCUGCACAGAUCAUCCUGAAGAUGAUUUCCAGGAGUGAGUGCAUGUGA
Messenger RNA from Cynocephalus volans (Philippine flying lemur), 2204 nucleotides. RefSeq names its product chromosome 11 C1orf116 homolog (gene C11H1orf116). The transcript is spliced from 3 exons. Gene Ontology annotation, cellular component: cytoplasm. The record is from RefSeq and is a predicted model, not a curated record. NCBI's taxonomy places the organism in Eukaryota, Metazoa, Chordata, Mammalia, Dermoptera, Cynocephalidae. Bases 1 to 1950 code for a protein of 649 amino acids.